Nanorana parkeri is the source of this 1123-nucleotide messenger RNA. Its product is annotated as autophagy-related protein 9A-like. Gene Ontology annotation, cellular component: phagophore assembly site; autophagosome. The transcript has 7 exons. NCBI's taxonomy places the organism in Eukaryota, Metazoa, Chordata, Amphibia, Anura, Dicroglossidae. The record is from RefSeq and is a predicted model, not a curated record. Gene Ontology annotation, biological process: protein localization to phagophore assembly site; autophagy of mitochondrion. The annotation marks the transcript as partial.
CCAGGUCACAGCGAGGAGGCUGAGAGGACGAUGGAAUGGAGGCCCCGGAGCAGUUCCGGGAGUACCAGAGGCUGCAGGACUUUGAGGAGGACUCUCCCCCUGGAGAAGAGGACCUGCUGGUACAUGUGCCCGAGGCCGUGAAAGACUCCUGGCAUCACAUCAAGAACCUGGACAAUUUCUUCACCAAGAUAUAUCACUUCCACCAGAAGAAUGGUUUUGCCUGUAUGGUGUUGUCGGACUUCUUUGAACUUGUCCAGUUCCUCUUUGUUGUCACUUUCACCACCUUCCUCUUUCACUGCGUGGAAUACGAUGUUCUCUUCGCCAAUAAACCCGUCAACCACACCCACUCGGGGGCGGGGCCUGAUCGCAACAAGGUGACCCUGACAGACGCCAUCCUGUCCGCCCAGGAGUGCGCCCUCCAUGGGGUGCAGUUUUUGGGGUUUCUGAAUCUGUUUUCACCAUGCUGGGCAUUUUGCCGGCAGGUCUUCAUCCUGGAGGAGCUCCUCAGCCCGAUCAUCACCCCGUUCAUUCUGAUCUUCUCUCUGCGCCACAAAUCUCUGGAGAUCAUCGACUUCUUCCGGAACUUCUCGGUGGAGGUGGUCGGGGUCGGUGAUAUCUGCUCAUUCGCUCAAAUGGACAUCCGGAAACAUGGCAACCCUCAGUGGAUGUCAGAGGGCCAGACGCAGGCCUCCGUGUACCAGCAGGCAGAGAACGGGAAGACGGAACUGUCACUCAUGCAUUUCGCCAUCACCAAUCCUCACUGGCAGCCGCCAUUGGAGAGCUCCAUGUUCAUCGGUCACGUGAAGGAGAAGGUCCAGCAUGAUGCCGCUCACGCUCCUCCUGCCCAGCAGAUCCUCUGUGACGCCCCAAUCUGCAGCUCCCUCCUGUCCAACGAGUCCGGAACCGCGCCUGAUAACCUGCUGGCCAGUGUCCUCAUCCAUCCGGCGCUGACCUCCAGCGGAUUGCCCACCCGCGAUCGCCGAUUUGCACAACCAACGACCACGGCUUGUGCAGCAGCCAGUGUGCUGGCGUCCCUCUCCGCGUCCCAGAUCUCCGGCCGCCCCCAGGGGGCGCUCUCCAACCCCUCAUUGUACAACAGUGACCGCACCGUCCUGCAGCAGAG